Metopolophium dirhodum (rose-grain aphid) is the source of this 2148-nucleotide messenger RNA. RefSeq lists its product as uncharacterized. The record is from RefSeq and is a predicted model, not a curated record. The coding region runs from base 1 to 2148 and encodes 715 amino acids. Lineage: Eukaryota; Metazoa; Arthropoda; Insecta; Hemiptera; Aphididae. The transcript has 2 exons. Gene Ontology annotation, molecular function: nucleic acid binding.
AUGAUCGAUAUUGGAAAUGAAAUUAAUAAAAUUUAUCAAAUUAAUACACCGAUGGACAAAUUAACUGAUAAAGAGGAACAACGUUUUCAAAGAACCAAGUUCUGUCAAAAAUGUUCAAAACAUUUUAAAAACAAUAAUUUGGUUAAAGUUCGAGAUCACUGUCAUUUUACUGGCAAAUAUAGGCAAUGUCUCUGUCUUCAAUGUAAUUUCGAAAUAACUAGUCCAUCGUUCGUUCCAAUAUUCUUUCAUAAUUUAUCUUAUGAUAGUCACUUCAUAAUUCGGGAACUAGGUUGCGAUGAUAAAGAUAUUCAUAUUAUUCCUAAUUCAUCGGAAAAAUAUAUAUCCUUUAGCAAGGAAAUCGCACCUAGAUUUAGUAUUAAAUUUGUCGAUACAUUCCGUUUUAUGAGUGAGUCGCUAAGUAAACUUGCAGCCAAUUUAUCUGAAGAUAAGUUGAGGUUUAGAGAAACCCUAAAAAUAUUUUCAAUCAAAUCAUUAGAUUUAGUUACACGGAAAGGAGUCUUCCCUUACGAAUAUGUCGAUAGUUGGAGUAAAUUAGACAAUGCUUUUUUACCAUCAAAGCUUGAAUUUUAUAACUCGUUAACAGAUGAACAAAUUAGUGAUGAAGAUUAUAGACAUGCAAAAAAUGUAUGGAAUACAUUUGACGUAAAGACUUUGGGUGAAUAUAGCGAUCUUUAUUUAAAAACUGAUGUUACCAUACUAGCUGACGUGUUCGAAAAUUUUAGAGACAUAUGUUUAUCUACUCUCAGAAUAGAUCCUGCUCAUUAUAUGACUGCCCCUGGAUUUGCUUUUGAUUGUAUGCUUAAGUAUACAAAGGUUAAAUUAGAGAGGUUAAAGGAUUAUAAUAUGUUACUCUACUUCGAAAAAUCAAUCCGAGGCGGUAUUUGUCAAUCAACUAAAAGAUAUGCUAAAGCAAACAUACCAAAUAUUGAAGGAUUGGACUAUAAUUCGAAUGAACCGAUUACUUGGAUUACAUAUCUCGACUGUGUAAAUUUAUAUGGAAAGUCUAUGUUGACAGAACUACCUUUUAAAGAUUUUGAAUGGGUUGAUGAUCUCGACAUAGAUGUAACUAAAAUUUCUGAAGAUUCUGAAGUAGGAUAUAUAUUAGAAGUUGAUAUCGAGUACCCUAAACAUUUACAUAAAACCCAUAAUGAUUUUCCGUUUUUACCGUUUAACGAAUGCCCACCAAAUUCGAAAGUUGAGAAAUUGUUAACUACUCUAUCACCGAAAAAAAACUAUAUUGUACAUUACAAAAAUUUAAAACAAGCGAUUUCUCACGGUCUUAAAUUAGUAAAAAUUCAUCGAGCUAUCCGCUUUUCACAAAAAAAAUGGAUGGCAUCAUACAUUGAGUUCUGUACAAAAAUGAGAGCAGAAGCAAAAAAUGAGUUUGAAAAAAAUUUCUGGAAGUUGUUAAUUAAUAGCGUUUUUGGUAAAUGUAUGGAUAAUGUCCGAGCAAGAACUUCUAUAAAACUGGUUUCAUCAGAAAAAAAAGCGAAUAAACUAAUGACAAAAACUAGUUUUAAAGACAGAACUAUAUACUCUAAAAAUCUCAUGGCUAUUCACCAACAUAAGGAAACUAUUAAAUUCGAUAAGGCAAUUUAUGUAGGAUUUGCAAUUUUAGACGUUUCGAAAACAUUUAUGUACGAUUUUCACUAUAAUGUCAUGAAGAAAAGGUAUGGUACUAAAAUUAGUUCUUUAUACUCGGAUACUGAUUCCUUGAUAUACGCUAUUCAAACUACAAAUUUUUUCAAUGAUUUAAAAAAUGAUUUAUUACCAUAUUUUGAUACAUCUAACUAUCCCAAAGACCAUUAUUGUUUUAGCGAAUUACAUAAAAGUCAGCCAGGCUUUUUCAAGGAUGAAUUGAAAGGAAUUAUACUUAAAGAAUUCGUUUCAUUAAGACCGAAAUUAUAUGCGUACAAAACUGUAGACGGUACUGAGGAAAAAAAAGCAAAAGGCGAUAAAUUAACUCACAGGGUCAUGAAUUUUAUCCAAUCAAACAAACAUGUUGUUCAAUCGAAAACAAUGAACAAACUUGUUCUAAGCGCUAAUGACGAUAAACGUUAUAUAAAUGACGACGGGAUAAAUACUUUGGCUUAUGGUCACUACAAACUAGAUAAAUUAUAUAAUUAA